ACUUCUCGCACACCAGCGCCGUCCAGCUCCACACGCAGGGAGGCAGAGCAGAGCACAGAGGGUCCGAUUACAUAAGGACCCAGGAAACGUGGGGAGUCCGCCAGAACCCGGGUCCCGCCAGUACCAGCGUGCCGGGAGACACCGACUCUCUUCCUCUCCCUCCCCCACCCCCCCCACUCCACUUCUUACGGGACCACUCUUUCGACCGCAUCAUGUUGUCCCUCCGAGAGCUUCUCUAGGAUUCCGUCUCUCAAAAGUAACAGAGGACGCCGAGGACGCCGAGGACGCCGAGGACGUGGAGGGACGGGUCCGAAGGGCAGAGCAAAACGCCGCGAUGCCAGAGGGACAGGUGGCGUGAAGAAGACCCGCUCCGGGGAGGGGGUAGGGGGGGGGGGGGGAGGUCGUCGAGUGCGCGUCGCUCAAAAGACUGAACUUUCUCCUCUUGUUUUCAAUCCCUCUUCAAACCCCCCUCAGCCAGAGACAGAUCGAGCCCCCCCCCCCCCCCCCCCUCUUUGUCUAUUUCACGUGCCGACCGGACAGCAAAGCUCUGAAGUUCCCAAGCUUCCGCUACAAGUCAACACAAAGGUAACAAGAACCGGCCAUGACCCCAACCACUCCUCCCUCCUCCGAAGGCUCCUCUCCUCAGAAGGUAUGCCACUCCGAGACGCAGACCGACAUCACCAAGCCCCUGCUGGACUCCCCGGGUGGGACCGGGAGCGCCGGUGCAGGCGGAGGGUUGGCCGGAGCCGAAGGGCCCAGCGCCCUCCGAAGGAGGCGCCGGGUCCUCUCGAAAGACGGACGGAGCAACGUUCGCAUCGAGCACAUAAGCGGGCUCGGGGCGCUGUACCUCCGGGACCUCUGGACGACUUUCCUGGACAUGCAGUGGCGCUACAAGUUCUUCCUCUUCGCCGCCACCUUCGCUGGGACCUGGUUUGCGUUCGGAGUGCUUUGGUACCUGGUGGCAUUGGUGCAUGGAGAUCUCCUGGAGUUUGACCCCCCCUCCAACCAUACUCCUUGCGUAAUGGAGGUUAAGACCCUGACGGGAGCCUUCCUCUUCUCUCUGGAGUCUCAGACCACAAUCGGUUACGGCUUCCGGUGCAUCACCGAGGAGUGUCCCGGAGCCAUCGUCCUGCUCAUCUUUCAGCUAGUCAUCACCAUGGUGAUGGAGAUCUUCAUCACUGGCACAUUCCUGGCAAAGGUCGCUCGCCCCAAGAAGAGAGGCGAGACGGUGAAGUUCAGUCAAUACGCUGUUGUGUCAAAUCACGAGGGUCGGCCCUGCCUCAUGAUCCGAGUGGCCAACAUGCGCAAAAGCCUGCUGUUAGGAUGCCAGGUGACGGGGAAGUUGCUUCAGACGUCGCUGACCAAGGAGGGCGAGACGGUGCGGCUGGACCAGCGCAAUGUGCCUUUCCAGGUGGACACGUCCACCGACAGCCCCUUCCUCAUCAUACCCCUGACUUUCUACCACACCAUCGACGAGAACAGCCCCCUAAGGGCCUGGGCGGCGAAAGGCGGCGGCUGGACAGACCCGGACGUGGCCGACUUUGAGCUGCUGGUGAUCAUGAGCGCCACGGUUGAGCCGACCUCCGCCACCUGCCAGGUCAGGACGUCCUACCUGCCCGACGAGAUCCUCUGGGGCUACGAGUUCCCCCCCGUCGUCUCCCUCUCUCCCUCUGGGAAAUACGUGGCCGACUUCGCCUUUUUCGACAAAGUGGCCGAAACCAAAACCCCGCUCGUCUUCAAGCAGGCCUUGCCGCCGAGCCCGCCGUCGCGGGCUUCCCGUCACCACGGGGGCAAGGAUGCCGGGGCGGACCCGGAGAAGGUGCGACUGGAGGAGAACUACAGGGGGGAGGAGAAGGGGGGAGGAAGGGGGCGCGUCAGAGGCAGCAGCCCACUCAGCGUGCGCAUUAGCAACGUGUGAAGGAGGACGGAAAGUGGAGAUGAAAAAGCAGAGCGAAAAAAAACCUGCCUACCCUCCCCCCUCCACCCACUGGUGAAACCAAACAUACGAGACACCUGGAACCACAAGGCUGAGGAAUCGAGGCCUGCCGAACAUUUCCGUGUCUGCAGGCAAAUCUAAAAGAAACAGCACCAGUCAUCCGUAGAGACACUUUUUUGGAAAGUACUUGAUUUACUGUAACUGGAUGAUGCUCAAACACUGCAAAAUCCCUCACAUUUUGGGGUAAUUCCUGUGAAUAACUUAACCCUAUAUUGUUGUAGUAAUAACUCUGAUUGUAAUAGAAAUCAACCUAUUUCAAGACUAUUCUAGAAACGAGCGUAUCUUCCUUGAACCGAGGAGGAAUACCAAAAGAUUGUUUUUUUUCUCUUUUUAAAAAAAAUAACAAAAUACCUGCAACAGGUGGAGAUACUGGAACCACAUUGUUUUUUUAACAAAGGAUUCUAAUGUAUUGUAUAAUAUUUUAUGUACCCAAUAGUCUUUAACAAUCAUUUCUUAUGCCACCUGAAGAUAUUCACCUCAUUCAUUUGAAUGUCUUUUCUCGUUUAUUGAGGAAACAUGUUUAGUAAUAUUACUAAAAGCACUUUAACUUAACCGAAAUGUGGCAUUUCACAUGAGGGAAAUAACGGAACUGACACUUAAUGCACUGUACUAAAUGAUUGCAUCUCGUGAUUACGUUUGUUAAAUGUGUGCGUUGCGAUGCCGGAAAGUCAGUUAAAUCGUGUUUGUGUGAGUCUUGAACCGUCUUAAAGGUCGUAUACAGUGUGUGUGUGAUAAUGUACUUCUGUACAGUUUAUAAAAAGUGUAUUUUUUCCUACAGUCUUCGUAUCUGUAUGUCCGGACCUUUGAUACACCACUCUGCAUUUUCAAUAUCCCAUAUAUUGUCGAUGCUAAAGGUUGAUUCCGUUAAAUACUGCGUUUUUACCGCUGUUGUUUUCUCAGAUGUUGCUCAUGAAAAGUGUCUCUGAAUUCCGCCAAUGUUUUUUGUAUUGGAUACAUAUGGAUGGAAAUGAUAUUUGUCUCCCUUUAUUUGAGGUUAAAAUGAUGACAUACGUUCAGAUUUGAUAGAAUUGUGAAACUUGUCCCUUGAGGACCAAAAAGAAUCUUUAAAUUAAAGAAUAAGAAAUGUUUUUUCCAAAAGAUUACCGGCAACUUGUACCAUUCAUUAUGAUUAUAUUCUUCUUCUGUUUUUAGAAUGGUCAAUGAUGCACAUCAUGAUGUGUUGUGAAUGUGUGCUCUUGGUAUAAAUUAAGUUCCACAAAUAGAAAUCAUCUGCUGCUCCAGACAAGCCCAAUGAAAACUAUUGAAAAUAACUGAAGAUACUUCAGAAUCAAUGUCUGCUGAGCGGUUGUUUGUGUUUAUACUGUAAAGCAUUCUGUGUACUGUACAUGGAUCCCUCACAUUGGUCUAACUUUAUAAGUAGGCACUUUCUAAGUGGCUGUUUUAAUAAAUGUAGCCUUUCAUUUACUUAA
Molecule: messenger RNA, 3426 nt
Organism: Pungitius pungitius (ninespine stickleback)
Lineage: Eukaryota; Metazoa; Chordata; Actinopteri; Perciformes; Gasterosteidae
Product: ATP-sensitive inward rectifier potassium channel 10-like
Exons: 6
Coding region: 602-1918 (438 amino acids)
Biological process (GO): regulation of monoatomic ion transmembrane transport; potassium ion import across plasma membrane
Cellular component (GO): plasma membrane
Molecular function (GO): inward rectifier potassium channel activity
Source: RefSeq, a predicted model, not a curated record